This is a messenger RNA of Salvelinus fontinalis (brook trout), 4686 nucleotides long. Its product is annotated as lysine-specific demethylase phf2-like. Bases 520 to 4029 code for a protein of 1169 amino acids. The transcript is spliced from 22 exons. NCBI's taxonomy places the organism in Eukaryota, Metazoa, Chordata, Actinopteri, Salmoniformes, Salmonidae. The record is from RefSeq and is a predicted model, not a curated record. Gene Ontology annotation, molecular function: histone demethylase activity; transcription coregulator activity. Gene Ontology annotation, biological process: regulation of transcription by RNA polymerase II; protein demethylation.
UCUACAUCAUCAUGUCUCGCGGUGAUACGGAAACGAUCUGUAUUUGAUCAGGUAAAGAAUCGGUAAAUUUGGUCGAUUCCGGUACCGACAAAAAUCUAAAAACGAAAGCUCGAGCUUCUCGGUUUGGAACGUCCCGGGAUGCCCGCUGAAACCGCUGCGCCGUUAAUGCCAUUCAUUCAUCUGCUGCGAGCCACCGAGGACGAACGCUGACGUAACAGAUAUUACAAUGCAACAAGGAUACAUUUUCUGUUGCUUUCUGAGCGGCGGGAUACUACCGGCACCAGGGGGCAGGAAAACAAUGAUGCACUUCAGCAACGGCGUCGACCUCUGUGAUAAAUCAGGACGAUAACCAACUCGAUGCAACAUCACUGGAUGAUGGACUUCUGGAUGUAAUUGAAUGUCCAGCGGAACUGGCUAGCUUCGGCUUGUGGAAGAUCUUCAUCUUGCAUUUUGUUGCAGUCGAGUUGCCGCUGCCCCGUUUCUCUCCCUCCUAUCCGACGUUGUUGUCAAUGAUCUAACAUGGCGACUGUACCAGUAUAUUGCAUCUGCAGAUUACCGUACGACGUUACCCAGUUUAUGAUCGAAUGUGACGCCUGCAAGGACUGGUUUCACGGAAGCUGUGUUGGUGUGGAUGAAGACGAGGCUCCAGACAUCGACAUCUACCACUGUCCCAACUGUGAGAAAACCGACGGAAAAUCCACCAUGAAAAACAAGAAACGGAAUAAACAGGACACGGGACAGAGUGGAGACAUCCGGGCAGUUCAGAACGGCAGUCAGGUGUUCAUCAAGGAGCUCCGCAGCCGCACCUUCCCCAGCUCUGAGGACGUUGUGGUGAAGCUGAACGGCAGUCAGCUGACGAUGGACUACCUGGAGGAGGUUGGUUUUAACGAGCCCAUCCUGGUUCUGAAGAAGGACGGUCUGGGGAUGUCCAUGCCCGCUCCUACCUUCUACAUCAAUGAUGUGGAGAACCAUGUUGGUCCAGACGUGGGUGUGGAUGUGAUAGAUGUGACCAAGCAGACUGACAGUAAGAUGAAGCUGAAGGAGUUUGUAGAUUACUACUACAGCACCAGCAGGAAGAAAGUGUUAAACAUUAUCAACCUCGAGUUCUCUGACAAGAGGAUGGACAGUAUAGUGGAGAGCCCCCAGAUUGUGCGGAGGCUGUCGUGGGUAGAGAACUACUGGCCAGACGAUGCUCUCCUGGGGAAACCUAAAGUCACUAAGUACUGUCUGAUCGGUGUUAAAGACAGCUACACCGACUUCCACAUCGAGUGUGGAGGGGCCUCCGUCUGGUACCACGUACUCAAGGGAGAGAAGAUCUUCUUCCUGAUCAAGCCCACGUCAGCCAACCUAUCGUUGUACGAGCGCUGGAGGUCCUCAGCCAAUCACACAGAGAUGUUCUUCGCCGACCAGGUGGACAAGUGUUACAAGUGCACUCUGAAGCAGGGACAGACCCUAUUCAUACCGUCAGGUUGGAUCAAUGCAGCUCUGACUCCAGUGGACACUCUGGCCUUUUCUGGACACUUUGUCCACAACCUGAGUGUUGAGAUGCAGAUGAGAGCGUACGAGGUGGAGAAACGUCUGAAGGUCAACUGUCUGACUCCGUUCCCCAACUUUGAGACGGCCUGCUGGUACGUGGGACGCCACCUGCUGGAGAGGUUCAAAGGUUUACACAAGUCCAACAAGCAACCAGCUGCCUACCUGGUCCACGGAGCUAAGAUCAUCAACGGAGCUUUUAGAGCUUGGACCAAGAAACAGGCUCUGUUAGAACACGAGGAUGAGCUUCCAGAGAACAUGAAGCCCACUCAGCUCAUCAAGGACCUAGCCAAGGAGAUCAGGAUCUCAGAGAAUGUGGCUAAAGCCAUGAAGAGUGAUUUGAGCAGCAAGGCUCCAGUGGAGGAACCUCCUGCUGCCCCGUCAGAGCCUGAGGACCCUGCUUCCCCCUCCAGCGUCCCCUCUCCCUCCCCUCCCCUCCGGGAAAAAACAGCCAGGAAGAAGGCCUCCAAGCCUCCCAAGCCGCCCAAGAUGCCCAAGGCCCCCAAACCUCCCAAGGUCCCCAAAGUGAAGGAGGGAGGGAACAAGAAAGGAAAGAAAGAGAAGGAGGUCCCUCCUCCUCCUCCUCCUCCUCCUCCUCCGCCGAAGCCCUCCAGCCUGGCAGCUCUGGAGUCUCACGCCAAGGACAUCCUCAGCAAGAUGGACCAGCCCAAGAAGGGCAAGCUGGGGGGCAAGGCGGCUAACAACAUCCUGAGCAUGUCGGAGACCUGUAAGCAGAAUGAUUUGGAGAAGAUUGAGAUCCGAGAACAGACCAAGAAACAAGCGGAAGCCAAGUGGAAAUAUAAGAACAGUAAACCAGAUUCCUUAUUGAAGAUGGAAACUGAAGUGCACAGGUUUGAGAGAACGCCACUGUCGGGCAACAAAGAGAAGUUUGCCUUUUCGAUGACACACAAGAAGUUACUCGGUUCUAAGCUGAAGCCCCAGUCCAGUGUGUUCAGCUCGUUACAUAACCUAAAGGAGGACAAGGCCAAGCCGGUGAGAGACGAAUACGAGUACGUGUCAGACGAAGGAGAGUUGAAGAUUGAUGAGUUCCCCAUCAGGAGGAAAAAGAGAGACUUAUCCUUCCUGUCAAACAUCAAAGAAGCAAUCCAGCCAUCCAAGAAGCCAAAGCUCCUCCCCUCUGAUGUCAAGAAGACUGACUCAUCCGAUGAAGAGUCGCUCCACAUCGACACAGAAGUCAAGCCGGAGUUCAAGCGGGAGGUGAAAGGUCGUAACUUGAAGGUAAAGAAGAAGGCGGGAAGCACGGCGGGCAUCCUGGACCUGCUACAGGCCAGCAAAGCAGUGGGCGGCAUCGACUACAGCGUCAACAGUCAGCCACCUGCAUCUCCCAGCACACAGGAGGCCAUUCAGGGGAUGUUGUCUAUGGCAAACCUGUCCUCCGGGGCUACCGCUGGGGCCGCAGCCAUCUCCUCCGACACCCCUGGGGCCUGGGGCUGCGACCGGCCCGGCAGAAACCACUCCAACACCACCACCGCUGGACGGAAGGGAGGAGCAGCAAGCGGAGCGGGAGGAGGAGUAAGUAAGCGGCCGGCCAAACGACUCCCCAAGAAGACGAAGAAGAGCAGCAGCAUCGACAGUGCCGAGUUCGAUGAUGAUCAGGAUCACAUGGACGCCUGCUUCAAGGACUCCGAUUAUGUUUACCCCUCUCUGGAAUCCGAAGAGGAUAACCCUGUCUUCAAAUCCAGAUCCAAGAAGAGGAAAGGCUCAGAUACUCCAUACAGCCCCACAGCACGUGUCGGUCCCUCUGUGCUUCGUCAGGCGAGGCCGGCCAGAGAAGGAGCAAGAGUGGCGUCCAUAGAGACAGGACUGGCGGCUGCUGCAGCCAAACUCUCUCACCAGGAGGAACAGCAGAAGAACAAGAAGAAGAAGAAAAACACAAAAAAGAAGCCCCCUGCUACCGUGAUGGAGGAGGAAGAGGAGGAGCCAGUGAGGAAGCUGAGCAGGUACAGCAGCUCUACAGAACCAGACGUGGGCCAGGACACUGAGCCGGGCCAGACCAACCACCAGUACUCCUCUGGGGCAGGAGGGAGUCAGGCUGGGGGGCUCCAGCCCAUGGCCCCCGGAGUCUUCCUCACACAGAGACGACCCUCCACAUCUUCAUUGUCUCAGAACAACAACACAGCCAAGGGGGAGCGAGGAGCAGCAGGAGGAGGAGCAGGAGGAGGAGGAGGCGCAGCAGCAGGAGGAGGAGGCGCAGGAGGAGCAGCAUCAGGAGGAGAAGGAGGAGGCGCAGCAGCAGGAGGAGGAGGAGGUGCAGGAGGAGAAGGAGCAGCAGCAGGAGGAGGAGGAGGCGCAGCAGGUGCAGGAGGAGGCGCAGGAGGAGGAGGAGGAGCAGCAUCAGGAGGAGAAGGAGCAGCAGCAUCAGGAGGAGCAGCAGCAAAGGGUGAAGCGAAGCGGCUCAAGAAAGGCAUGGCGACAGCCAAACAGAGACUGGGAAAGAUCCUCAAGAUACAACGCAACGGGAAGCUCCUCCUUUAACAGGAAGUGACUCACUGAGAACUGCCAUUGGUUCCUGAUGCAGUACUAUUGGCCAAUGAACUGGCCGCUUCUCCACCUCCUCUCUUCUGAUAGGUCCAGGGCCAACAGAGACAGACUGCUUUAUAACUUUCAGAUACUAAAGUGUACAGAAUACCUGUUACAAAUAUUUUUUAAGAAAAAUGUGUGUCAUUUUACUCCAGUCAGUUUAUCAGGGGGUCACUACACUAGAGAUACACUAGGGCUGCUGUUCAAAUGGCACACUAUUCCCUUUAUAAUGUACUGGUCACCCAUAGGGCUCUGGUCAAAAGUAGUGCACUAUAUAGGGAAUAGGGUUCCAUAGGGCUCUGGUCAAAAGUAGUGCACUAUAUUGGGAAUAGGGUUCCAUAGGGCUCUGGUCAAAAGUAGUGCACUAUAUUGGGAAUAGGGUUCCAUAGGGCUCUGGUCAAAAGUAGUGCACUAUAUUGGGAAUAGGGUGCCAUUUGGGAACACAGCCUAGAAAUACAUUGCAGUCAUCCAUUCUAGGGUGGGAUAUAGGUUGAAUUACAGUUUAUUCAUAGGGAAUUCAUUACUGCUAUUUGGAUGUGGCUUAUCAUUACCUUGCAAUGUUGUUCAUGAUUUUAGGAAAUAAAUGUUUUCCUCUGUCCUCCUCAGACCAGA